This is a messenger RNA of Linum tenue, 1595 nucleotides long. Lineage: Eukaryota; Viridiplantae; Streptophyta; Magnoliopsida; Malpighiales; Linaceae. The record is from the annotation of a GenBank genome assembly.
UGCGGCCAGCGGGCAGCGAGUGAUCACUCUCACAAAUUCCCUGAACCCUUCCAAAACCCUACCGUCUUUGUCUCCAUCAUCAUCCCGUCGCGCGCUCUCGCCUCCAUGGCCCUCCAAUUCGGUCGUCUCCGUCGAGCUGUGACCUCACUCUCCUCCGUCCAUCGCUCUCUGUCCUCUCCAAUCAUCCCCGCCGCACCAAUUCAAACUGGCCCUCGUCUGUUCCCCCGAACUUCCGCCGUGUCCGCGCCGCCUAAUUCCUCGCUCUCUCAUUCUCGCGGGUUUACUGGUUCGAGGGUGUCGCUGGCGCAGGAGAGGAAGUACAAACUGUACAAGGAAGGAGACGAGAUGACAGAGGAUACCGUGCUCUUCGAAGGCUGUGACUUUAACCACUGGCUCAUCACCGUCGAUUUCCCCAAGGAUCCUGUGCCGUCGGCCGAAGAGAUGGUUGCUACUUACGAGAGAAUUUGCGCCCAAGGACUCGGCAUCAGCAUUGAGGAGGCCAAGAAGAAAAUGUAUGCUUGUAGCACAACAACUUACCAGGGGUUUCAAGCUAUAAUGACCGAAGAGGAAUCCGAGAAAUUCAAAGAUUUGCCUGGUGUUGUGUUCGUUUUACCGGACUCGUAUAUUGAUCCUGCAAACAAAGAAUAUGGAGGGGACAAAUACGAGAAUGGCGUGAUAACACACAGACCUCCUCCAGUACAGUUUCAGAGGAAUGAUAGAUCACGAAUGCGGAGGAGGUAUGGUGAACAAGGAGGUAACCCGCAAUAUCAACAAGGCGGAAAUUAUCGAUACAAUCAACAAGGUCCUCCUCAAUACAACCAGCAGCAGGGCAACCCUCAAUAUCAGCAGCAAGGGCAUCCACCUCAAAAUUUCCCUCCACAACAGAACUAUCCUCCGCAGCAGGCUAACCCUCAAUUUCAUCAGCAACAAGGGCCUCCCGUGCAAGGUGAUGGUAGAAACUAUGGACCUCCACAGAAUUUCCCGCCACAACAGAAUUAUCCUCGCACACCCGGUCAGAUGCCUGUGAACACCAGGGAUAGCCAAGGGCAGCAGGGUAAUUACUAUCCACCACCAGGGCAAGGUGGCUUCCAGGGUGGUGCUCAGACAAAUUAUGGCUCUCCUGGACAGAGGGAGUUUAGGGGAGACAGUGGUAAUUAUUCAUCCGUUCCUAGUGGGAACUAUGGGCAAGGUGGAGCUGGUGGCGGGCGUGGCUAUCCAGGUGAAGCUCAAGGCUUCUCACAAAGGAACUCACAGGAAGGACAAAGAGACUUCAACAACCCUAUGGAUCAGUCAGGGACACAUCAAGUGCGAGAAAGAUAUUGAGUAUAUGAACCAGUGAUUCCUAUGAGUCGGGAAACAAGCGGGGGCCUCUGUAAAGCAUUUCUGUCCUUCAGUGUCUCCUUAGAGCAAAGAAAACGUUUCUCCUCCUGAACUUGGUGAACAUUCUGCUUGCUACUUUUACCUUCUGUCAGACAGUUACUUGAGAGGGUUUUGGUACGAUUCCCUUCAAAUAUUUCCUACAAACCGUGCUUGCGAUUGUGGAUUAUGGUUCAUAACUACGGUUUUCCUUACUGUUGUGUAUAUCAUUUCUUCUU